Plasmodium gonderi is the source of this 549-nucleotide messenger RNA. RefSeq lists its product as hypothetical. The record is from RefSeq and is a predicted model, not a curated record. The coding region runs from base 1 to 549 and encodes 182 amino acids. The transcript has a single exon. Lineage: Eukaryota; Apicomplexa; Aconoidasida; Haemosporida; Plasmodiidae.
AUGAGAAUCUACGAUCGAAUAGUCCAAUGCACUCGCAAUUGCUACAAGCACAAAGGGGAAGAAAGCAUCUUAGAAUGUGAAAAGAAUAGUGAUGAUUUGGACACAAAAGAAGAAAAAGUAAAUCCAUGCAAAUAUGUAACAUACGAAUGUCAGCACAUAUUGUUCCUUUCUUCAUUUCAGUUAUCAAUUUCUCUAAUAUUUUCUUUUUACUGUAAAUUUUACCACUUGGCACUUGUAAAUACUGGGUUAUUUUUAACCUCGAUAAUACAUUGGAGAAAACCAGAAUUAGGUAUAAGAAGAACAGUAGAUAUGGCAAUGGCACUUAUGAACUUUUUAUCACAUGCAGUACAUUCAUUCAAUAUAAAUUCUCAGUGUUUUUUUGUAUGUUUAUUUGGUGGUAUUAUUAUAGCCAUAUUAUACUUAACAGGUAAAAAAUUCAGUUGCAAUUCAUAUAGUACACUCUAUCACUUACUACUCCACACCACUGGUAAUAUGUCUGCACUUACUAUUUAUUAUAUUUCAAAAGAUAAAAUGAUUGAUCAUUCUUGA